AUGGUUGAGAAAUCAUCGCGACCCGCGGUUCAAAAAAUCAACAACCAAAAUGUCGCGCUCAUUGUGAAUCCCAAAAACCACCAAUUUAAUUUGUUGGCAUGCGUAAGUAUGGGCACGACGGAACAAACCCACGACGCCACGCACUGCAGUAGUUCCGAGUCGGAUGCAGACUCAGGGUCGGAAUCCAGUGGUUCCACCUCCAGUUCCGAGGGCUCAUCUAUGGUGGCCCGACCGGUUUACGUGAAACGCAGCCAUGCGGGGAAACCAGAGACAUUUGGCAGCCGGCUGCAACAGGCAAAAUCACAAGUACUUAAGAAGGCAGAAUUCCAGCAAAAAAUCACCCGCGAACAAGUGGUGCAAGUAGACGAUACUGACGAUAUCGAUCCAGAAAAAGAGUAUAUAGAAUGGCAGCUUCGUGAGCGGAGACGUCUUGAGCGAGAUAGGGCUGCGAUGGACGAAAUUGAAAAUGCCAAGAAUGACGCCGUUAGGUCGAAACUUGCAUCCUAG
Meyerozyma guilliermondii ATCC 6260 is the source of this 507-nucleotide messenger RNA. RefSeq lists its product as uncharacterized. NCBI's taxonomy places the organism in Eukaryota, Fungi, Ascomycota, Pichiomycetes, Serinales, Debaryomycetaceae. The record is from RefSeq and is a predicted model, not a curated record. The transcript has a single exon. The coding region runs from base 1 to 507 and encodes 168 amino acids.